AAACCGAAGAAGAUACCAGAAACAGGGGGAAGAAGAAAGAAGGAAGGAAAGAAAGGAGCCCGGAUGCUCGCAGGUGUCCAGAGGAGCUUGCCGGAGGAGGCGGUUCGCCGGACAAGGGGCUGUGGCCGGCGGUAGCAACUGGGACGCAGUGAACAGAGAAAAAAAGGGACAACUCCAGCGAGGGUUUUUUUCUCCGUUUUCAGCGAGAUUAGGGUUCCGAUUUGCUUGAAGAAGGUCCCCGAGGAAAUUCAAUAAAAACUACUAUCUGAGUAGCUAGUAACAUGCAGAAAGGUUGUGUGAAGAAAAUACAAGGCUCAACUUCAGACAUGAUUAGUUGCCUUCCUGGCAACGUGAUAGAAAAAAUUCUAACGUGCAUGCCAAUACACGAUGCGGUGAGGACAAGUAUUUUGUCAAGGAAAUGGAGAUAUGCCUGGGUUACACUUCCCCAUCUUGUAUUUGAUGACGCAUUCUGCAGAGAAUCGAGGAGAACUCCAAAAGAUAAGCUUAUGAUGACUAUUUAUCAAGUUCUAUUACUUCACCAAGGACCAAUACUCAAGUUCAAAUUAUCCUUAUCUAAGUUGGAAAGUUGUGCUGAGAUUGAUCAGUUGCUACUUUCUAUAUCAAACAAUGGUAUCCAAGAAUUGAUCUUGAAUAUUUGGAGAGGUGGACCUUAUAAAUUGCCGUCCUCAAUUUUUUCAUACCUACAGCUUAAACAUUUGAAGCUACAUGAUUGCUUGUUCAAUCCCCCUCCUACAUUUAAAGGAUUUAGCAAGCUCCUUAUUCUUGAGCUUGAGUAUGUUUCCAUUACUUCUGAGGUUUUCUCUAGUUUGAUUUCCACUUGUCCACUACUUGAAGAGCUGAAUCUUGUAAUUUGCACCAGCUGUGCUUACCUUGAAAUUAUUGCCCCUAAUCUUAAGUGCUUAUAUUUUGAAGGCGGUUUCAGUUCUAUAUGUUUCAAAAAUACCCCUAACCUUGCUAGAGUUUCAAUUAAUUUGUACGAUCUCAUGAAUGGGGAAGAAAUAUCCAAGUGGGUCACACUUUUUGCUGGUCUACCUGUCAUUGAAUUUUUGCAGUUGAAUUGUUGUUGUUACAAGUUGUCUCCUGUAGGUGGCGUACCAAAAAAGCUUCCAACUAAGUUGAGCCAUCUUAAGAUUCUCAAGUUGUAUACUAUGUGUAUGGAGGACGCCAAUGUGGUCUCAAGUAUUCUUUGCUUAAUUAGAAGCUCCCCAAACUUGGAAAAAAUUGCAAUUUGGGCAUGUACUGAUGAAGUUGAAGUUGAUGAACCUGUUCUAAAACUUUUAGAAGAGCAAGGAUGGUGGGACAUCUCUUUAAAUCGGCUUCGGGAAGUGGAAUUGCAACCGGCAUCCAGCACAGGGUUUGAAUUGGAGUUUAUUAAGGUUCUAUUAGCCACAUCACCUGCCCUGGAGAAAAUGGUUAUUGAGCCAAGUUCAUUGAUGGAUCUGGAAAGAUAUAGAUUCUUGAAGGAGGUGACACAAUUUAGGCGCUUAUCACCUCUAGCAGAAGUCUCUUAUGAAAGUCCAUUUGAUUCUUGAAGGCCAAGUUUAGCAUAUGGAUUAUGUCCUCUUUGACCAGCCAUGGUCUUUGUGAGGCAGGAAGAUGAUCUUUUUUAGUUCUGUUAGGUCCAAGUCCAAGUGACAACUGCAACUUGCCAUUUAUUGACUUUCAUCUCUGUUCGGUAAAAGUUGCAACUUCUUUGGCAUUUGGUCUAGUUCUGAAUGUUUUGAAGGUAUUCUUGGUAACAGAGUGAGUUUUUCUGCCAAGUACUUGGUGAUUUAGAUGUCUGCUAUGACAAGAAAUGCAUUUGCACCUGUUUAUUUUGGAAAUUCAGCCUUUGCAUGUCUUCUUGAGUUGUUUAUUUUUUUUCUUUGGUCAGAAGAGUUUAGAAUGAGCUGUAGAAGAGCUGAAAAGUUAAUCAUAUUAUUGCUAGACAUAUUCUUUGAAAAAUUUAAAACUAAAGUAGGAUUGUUUUUCCAAAUUUUAACUUUUGAUAUCCAACUUCAAUGCUUUUUUGAGAAAUAAAAAUUUCAAGGUAAUUUAUUUAAUUGAAAGUAAAAAUUGGUAAUUUAAAACCACUUCCACUAAAAAUGUACAUAGUGCUCAAUAAUAGGUUAGAUAUGCCUAAUUUGAGAUUACUACAAUUGCUAAGUCAAGUUUCAGAAUUAAAUAUGUAGCUAUAUCUAUUACUUUUUUGUUUUGUUUUUUUUUGGGAGAAAAGGGGAGGGACAACCACGUAAGUUUUAAGUGCUAUAAAAUCAGUUGUGUCUAUAUUUGAAUAAUAUUUUAUGCAGAAAACACAAAGAGAAUAAUAUUAAGAAUCUGCAUUGUGCUUCCUAAUAUAUGCAGAAUCAUAUUAAUUUUUAUGUUGCAUCUUGUGCUUGCAUGUUAUAAAUUGAAAUGCAGAAUGUUAGUUAUUAGCAGCAAGUCGAUCAUUCAACAAAAUGGAAUGAUUGGACAUUUCAAUGAUCAAUGAUCAGAAUGUAUAACAGAUUGCAAAUGGAUGAAUUUAAAUAAGAACAAGACAGACUUUAAAUCAUAGCAGAUAUGGUGAUAUGUUACAAGCCAUCUCUCUUCAUUACAACAACGUUGUGGCUGGUCUUCAAAGUGAAAACUCAUUCCUUUCUGCAAAACCAUUCCCCCCCCCCCCCCUCUUUCUUUCUCCUGGCUUUUAAUUGCUAUUCCUCUUCUUCUUCCCUGGGUAAUUCUUCUUAGAGACAUCCUCUGUACUUCUGCUUUGCGGGCUCUUGGGAGGUGUAAAGGCACUUUCCUUUUAAGCUCCUUUUGGUUUAUACUGUCUGGCGGUUGCCCUUUGUGUUGAUGUAGAUAUAAAGGAGAGUGGAUAAUGAAGAUAAAGAGCAGAAAAUAUGAUGAGAAAAUCACGGAACUGUUCCCCAGGCUUCAUGAUAAUGAUACAGGGAAGGGUGAGCCAACAAGAACAUUUGCAAGGAAUAAGAUGGCUCUUUAUGAAAAGCUUAGCAUCCCUAUAUUCAAUAUUGGGGGAUUUAUUGCUUCUUUAACACCAACAACAGUGCCAAUGGGAUUCCGCCAGCAUCCUCAAGCCGUUUUAUGUUUGAUUUGAUCUUAGCUUCUGAUGGUUCUGUACUCUAUAGCAUUAUCUUUGAUUUACUACAUAUUUGAUUCAAUAUUUUAUGUCUCCAGAACUGUUUGAAGAUUGAUAGAAAAUAAUGUGGUAUGUAGUUGGAUGACUUGAUGAAGUUGUGCAUCUUUUGUGAUUUGGUUGUGUCAUUGACAACCUAAUAGAGCAGUCUGUUGUUUUGAUUUUGACAGGGAUGAAAUAAAUUUUGGACGAUAGAUAAGAAUUAUGGUGAUGUGUCAGGGUCUCGAUCCUGACAAGGGAAUUCUGAUUGAUGAGGAGAAUUAGAGUUUGGUUUUAGGAAAGAAAGAAAGAACGAGAGGGAGAGAACAGAAAGAGAGAUAGAAAAUUAGAGGAAAGAUAAUGGAGAGAAGAGUGAACAGAGAGAUUUGGGAGAGAACUGAGAGAUAGAAUGAAUUGAGAAUUUUAUUACGAAUUCAUCGAUGCCCCCUUUAUUGAGAGGGAAAGGCCCUUAUAUAGGCCUAUCCUCAUAGGCGGUUCAAUUGUUACAACCACCUUCAACCGUAUCAACUACUGCCAACAGCGUCUAGUUACACUACCCUCUACUUGUUACAACUAACUUCCUUAACCACCGUAGGGUCCUGACAUGAUGUUCAUAUUUGGUCCAACAAUUUAUUAUUUGGAAGGGCGAAACUUGGUUGGACGAGAUGGAGUUUUAAAAUUCAACCUCUCUGAACUGUUUCUUAUUGCCAUAAUAGUUCACGAUAAUUGGCUAACUCCUGUGGACUGACAGUGAUUGAAAGGCACUUUUUAAUUCAAGUCUCAGAUGCCACUCCCAUCGGAUCUUUAUUUUUGUUUAUUGAAUUUCCAUGAAUUAUUGCCUUGCACUUUUGUGAUGCUUGGUUUACAUUUGAAGACCAAGCACAGCCUGUUUGUAUCUGUACUGAUGCAAAACUGCUUUUGUGUGCCAAAUAAUUUGAAUGACUUGUUGCAGGGAAGUGGGCAUGUAGGCUUGUGUAUUUAUACAUCUCUUACCUCAUUCAACGUAUCCAACAGAGAAGUCAUAUGGUAGAUAUUUCUGUUUCAUCACUCCAAUCACACUAUUUGAGCAGAAAAAAAAGCUAGAUGAGGAUUUCACAGGUUAUAGAGCUCCAGUGCUUGAUCACAUCAUGAAUCUGGAGCCUGGUCACUGAUAGGCAAAAGUGUGCGUGGCACCAAUGUCUCAUUUGAAUCUGUGAGGGACAUGAAGAAGGGAUGUACUUAUUUCUGUGAGAGUAUUGUGCAGAUACGCUGGGAAUUCCUAACAACACUAUUGAUAGCGGAUAUUGUUAAGACAAUAUCACAGGGCAUUAUUGGUAGAAAAUGUGGAUAGAGGAUAUGGUGCUGCGUCUAAAACUUCUGUAGUGGAUUGUACAUGAAGUGGAUAUAUCCUCCAAUGAUGUUGUAGGAAUAGUAGGUUAGGAACAUUUUCUGAAUUCAAGACGAGCCAUAAUCAAGUAAGAUCUUUUGCUUAUUAAUAGCUUUUCUCAAAUACCUUGUUUUCUUGAUGCGUCACUUUUGAAAUUCCAUUUUGUGUAGAUUUUAGCACCAUGAUGAAUUUAUUCAGAAGUAUCAAGGUAGAACACUGAAAGUAAAUGCUUGUGGAAGUGUCCUUUAAGGCAAACUAAUGACUCUUUGCCCUUGCAGUUUUUCAUGUAAGUGGAAGUUGCAGUGACUCUGUGAGCCUUUUGGCAUUUGGACAAGAUGCUUCUCUCUCUCUCUCUCUCUCUCAGAUAAAUUCAUCUCCCCACCCAAAAUAACAGAUCUCUCCCCAUUUGAGUAUGCUUUUAAUAAGAAAGACUGUAAGGAGGCACCAAAUGGGGAAAACCCUGUAUAUCAAGUCCCCUUUGAGUAUUUCUCUGCCUUACGAGUAUUAUUUCUUGCUUAGAGUGUAUCUGUCAUUUUCCUUACUGAGCAUUUCAUACCAGUAACAUUUUUUUUCCAGUAAGUCAUACCAAUAUAUUAAAUUGAGCUUUAUUUUUCUAUUUUUUUUCAUUGCUGUGAGUAAUACAUUGCCAUUUAUGUUCUUCAGAUUUGAUUGUCUGUUUACAAAGGAAUUUGUUACUUCCGUUAUAUAUUUUCCAGUCUAAUACUUAACGUUUACAUCAAUGGUUGAAGAUGAUAAACAUAACCAGGUCCCACAGGCAUCUACUUAUGUACCUAGAGAAACUACAGAACUAAAUACACAUCGCCUUAAGUAGCAGUAGUUAUAUGUAGUCAAAAAGUACUUGAUAGUCUGGCUAGUCAUAUCCAACACCAUUCUAUGCUUUAAAACUUGAAAGAUAGUUUCAAGUCGAGCCCAAAAAAAUGGUGCUGCACUUCAUGAAGACCAUAGUAUACUGUCUCCAGUAUACACCGCAUCAUUGAGUGUAUUGGUUGGGUACACAAAGAAGGAGAGAGCUGCCCUGGCCUUUAUGUUCCUGUAGUCCCUUCUCCACAUGUAUGUGCAUGUGUAUUUGUGCUUAGGAUGGAUGAAUUAAUAUUGAUGUUCCAUGGGAGUCUGCAUCUUUUGGUGUUCAAACAUGUGAUUCAUGUAGGAAAUAAGAGGAAAAGCAACAAGAUUUUUGAAGAACCUCUAGACUUGUAUUGGCCAUCUGAAUCUAAAGUUCCUCACUUUGAAAUUUCCAUUAAUUUGUUGUUUGGAGCCGCUGUGUUUCUUUAUUUAUUUUCUUCUCUUACUGCUAUUUCACUUCUGCUGGUGGUGUAUCAAGAAGAGUUACAACUAAUUUGAGGCGCCUUAUCAUUUACCUAAGAAGAAGAAAGAAAUUGAGCCUUCUUAAGAUUCUCAAUUUGUAUCAUAUGUGUCUAGAGAGUUCAGAUGAGGUUUCAAAUAUUCUUGGCUGAAUUAGAAACUUAGUGAACUUGAAAAAAAAAAAUUGCAAUUCAGGUAAAUAAUGACUUGUGUUUCUUAUGUUUAUAAUAUACCUUUUCAGUUUUUAGGUUGAGAUUAUGGUUCCUUCUUUGCAGGCACUCCCUGAUGGAAUUCCAGAUAACAAACCUAUGUUAAAACCUUUAGAAGUGCAAGGAUGGCAGGAUAUCUCUUUAAAUCUGCUUCAGAAAGUGGAAUUGUGAUUGGCAUGUGCCACAAAGUUUGAAUGGGAGGUCAUUAAGGUUCUAUUAGCCAUGUCACCUGCUGUAGAGAAAAUGUUUAUUGAGCCAAAUUCAUCGAUGACUUCUGAAAGGUUGAGGUUCUUAUAGGAUGUGACACAAUAUAUGCGCUUAUCUACUUACAGGGAAAAAAAAAAAAAAUAUAGGCAUUUAUCACCACAAGCAGAAGUCUCCUAUGAAUUCUAGUCUUUCCACUUGAAGGUCAAGUUUAGCAAAUGGAUUAUGUUCUUUUUGGCCAGCAAGGAUUCUGUGAUGUAGGAAGAUGAUAUUUUUUUUAUUCUGUUAUUUGCUAGAUCCAAGUUCAAGCAACAACUUGAAAUUGAUAUUCAUGGACUCCCAUUUCUCUUUUGUGAAAGUUACAACUUCUUUGGAAUUUGGCCAUGUUAAGAAAAUUUUGAAGAUAUUCUUUCUGACAGACUCAUAUUGGCCAUCAAAUUCUAUAAAAAUUGUUCAGUGUAGUAAUGUUUCCUUAUUUUUGUGUAAAACUAUGGUGGAUGGUGCCUUCAAUGAUCUUACAUGGCGUAAUUGAUCUUUGGUCACUUAAUACUAGAAAGGAGAACCCAACUUGGCCUAUUUGUUCAAGUGUUGGCUUACUGAUUCAAUCUGAUUCCCUAUAGGGUCUAUUUUAUACUUACCCCCAUGUUUGGUCUAGCUUGGCUAGGACUUUUUGGUAAUUUCUAUUCAUUCAAUCUUGUGGUGUUUUUCAUUAUUGAAGAUUAUUGAUCUUUUCUCUUGAGACAUGAAUUUUGAUGUUGUCUUCUAAUAAUAUAAAAUUAAGCAGCUGCAAAUGUUAAUAUGUUUUGAAUCACCUCUUAAUCCUCUGCCAAUUGAAAACAUAAUUUGAUUAGUACUUGGCUUUGGAAGAAUUUGACCAUUAUAAGGUGAAAAGCUGGAAAUAAGGCCUUAAGGGAGGGAAGAUUCAUGAGUGGAGUCUGGUUGUUCCCCCAAGUCAGUUUUUUUUUGUAUUCAGCAGCUCUUCAAGAUUUUUGGCAGUGGAUUGUUGUGUAUCUCAAAUGUGCAGGGUGAGCUGCUAGAUGGUGGAUGAUUGAUUUGAACUCAUUAUCUAUUUGUGCUUACCUUUUGGAUACUUGAUAGUUUUCAUUUUGCUAUUAUAUUCAUCAGGUUAUUUCCUCUGCAUCUCUGGAAAUUCACCUUUUCCAGCAGUCCUGCUCUCCAAGUAAGAAGAGGAUCAAGCUGUGGUGCAUAUUCUGAAGCCCUUAAAAUACGAGUUGAUGGUUAUCCAAGAAAUUCAAUACAACCCACUACCUAAGGAGUGCGCCACUUUGUUAGAAUGGCUGGUGAAUUGCAAAGAGGCUGUGUGAACAAAAUGCAAGGCUCAACUCUGAUCAGUCACCUUCCCGACAAUGUGAUAGAAGAAAUACUAAUACGCAUGCCGAUACAGGAUGCGGUUAGGACAAGUAUUUUGUCAAGGAAAUGGUGGAAUGCGUGGUUGAGACUUCCGCAGCUUGUAUUUGAUGAAGGAUUCUACAGAAAUUCAAUGAGAAGAUCAAACAAUGACCUUAUGAUAACUAUCAAUGACCUUAUGGUAAUUAUUUAUCUUGUUCUUUUACGUCACCGUGGACCCAUAAUCAAAAUCCAAAUAUCCUUGCCUGAGCCAGCAAGUUGUUUUCUGAUGGAUGAGGUGAUACUUUUUUUGUCAAAUAAUGAUGUGAAGGAAUUCAUCCUUGAUAUCAAGAGAGGUAGACAUUACAGAUUGCCAUCCUCAAUUUUUUCAUGCCCACAGCUUAAGCAUUUCAAAUUGCGUUCCUGCUUGGUUGGCCCUCCUCCUAGAUUUAAUGGAUUUAACAGGCUCCUUUCUCUGGAGCUCAAGGAUGUUUCCAUUACUUCGGAGGUGUUUUCUAGUUUGAUUUCUAUUUGUCCACAGCUAGAGGAACUGAAACUUGUAACUUGCACUGACUUAUGUGACCUUGAAAUCACUGCCCCAAAGCUUACAUGCUUAUAUCUUGAAGGUGCUUUCAGUUCUAUAUGGAUCCAAAAUAGCCCUGAUCUUACUAGGGUUACAAUUUUUUUGUAUGAUGUCAUGAGGACGGAACAAUUUUUUGACUGGGUCACACUAUUUGCUGGUCUACCUGUCGUUGAAGUUUUGGAGUUGGAUUGUGGUAUUCUUCAGUUAAUUCCUGUAGGUGGCAUACCAAGGAGACUUCCAACUGAUUUGAGCCAUCUUAAGAUUCUCAAGUUCUAUGAAAUGAAUCUACAGGAUGAGGAUGAGGUCUCGACUAUUCUGUGCUUCAUUAGAAGCUCCCCUAACAUGGAAAGAAUUGAAGUUCAGAUGGAUAUUGAUGGAAUACCAGAUGACGAUGCUGUUCUAUAACUUUUAGACAAGCAAAUAUGGUGGGACAUCUCUUCAAAUCAGCUUCGGGAAGUGGAAUUGGAACUGGCAUCAGGCGUAGGAUUUGACUUGGAGUUCAUUAAGGUUAUAUUAGCCACAUCGCCUGUCCUGGAGAAAAUGGAUAUUGAUCUAACUUUAUUGAGUGAUAUGGGAAGAUAUAGGUUCUUGAAGGAGGUGACACAAAUUAGGCGCCUAUCGCCUCUAGCAGAAGUCUCCUUGUGAGUUGAAUUAGAAAGGCGCUAGUCAAUUUGACUACUAUACUCUAUUGAGUUUGAUCUUUUUCAGUUCUGUUAUAUGAAUUUGUCCUAGUUCUGAAAAUUUGUAAGGUAUUCUUGGUAACAGAGUGUUUUUUGCCAGGUACUUGGUGAUAUGGAUGACUGCUGAGACAAGAAAUGCAUUUUGCACCUGUUUAUUUCUGAAAAUUCUGCCUUUGCAUACCUUCUUGAGCUGGUUAUUCAUUCUGUGAGUGAGAAUAGUUGAAUAUAAACCAUUUUCAAUUGUGGGAAAAGUAGCGGAGCAAUGAUAAGUUUAUUUAUGAUUUGAGAUUCCCUACAAGGCUACAAUCCACUUUCAACUGUAGCUAUGCGUGUUGUCAAUCAGAAUCAUCUCUACUUACCCUUUGUUAAACUGACUUUUUGUCCAUGGGAAGUGUGUCUAUUUGCCCCCA
Messenger RNA from Diospyros lotus (date-plum), 9237 nucleotides. Its product is annotated as F-box/FBD/LRR-repeat protein At1g13570-like. Gene Ontology annotation, molecular function: protein binding. The transcript has 7 exons. The coding region runs from base 282 to 1553 and encodes 423 amino acids. The record is from RefSeq and is a predicted model, not a curated record. NCBI's taxonomy places the organism in Eukaryota, Viridiplantae, Streptophyta, Magnoliopsida, Ericales, Ebenaceae.